This is a messenger RNA of Harpegnathos saltator (Jerdon's jumping ant), 321 nucleotides long. Its product is annotated as transcription factor Adf-1-like. The coding region runs from base 6 to 236 and encodes 76 amino acids. NCBI's taxonomy places the organism in Eukaryota, Metazoa, Arthropoda, Insecta, Hymenoptera, Formicidae. Gene Ontology annotation, cellular component: transcription regulator complex; nucleus. Gene Ontology annotation, biological process: regulation of transcription by RNA polymerase II. The record is from RefSeq and is a predicted model, not a curated record. The transcript is spliced from 2 exons.
AUGAUAUGAUUAAAUCAACCGACGAAUUGCUCAUUGACUGUGUAAGAGGUUAUCAUCACCUGUAUAACCAUCAAGAAAAAAAUUUCAAGGAUUAUUUAAUGAAAGAGGAUUCGUGGAAGGAAAUCGCGUCAGUCAUGAAAAUAUCAGUUUCAGAGUGUCAAGCACAAUGGAUUAAACUACGUGACAAAUUUGCCAGAGAAAAACGACAAAAGGAAAUAGAAACAAGGACAUGGUAGUGAAGCUAGCCGUCGAAAUACAUUCGUCUUGUAUGAAAAUAUGCUGUUUUUAGAAAAACAUGUUAAAAGGAGGCGGUAUGUUUGU